Messenger RNA from Schizophyllum commune H4-8, 450 nucleotides. RefSeq lists its product as uncharacterized. Lineage: Eukaryota; Fungi; Basidiomycota; Agaricomycetes; Agaricales; Schizophyllaceae. The coding region runs from base 1 to 450 and encodes 149 amino acids. The record is from RefSeq and is a predicted model, not a curated record. The transcript has 4 exons.
AUGGCAAUUCUUCGCACCCGCACGUUCCUCGUCUGCUUGCCGCUGAAGGCGGGCGUAUGGGUCCUGGCGUUGAUUGGUGCAAUGUGCGGGGGCGGCGGCGCCGCGGGCAGCUGGAUCGAGGUCACCAUGCUGAGCAGUGGUAUUCUCGCUCUUGGGUAUCUUGUCGAUCUUCGGAGCGUCACCGCUGCGCUGAUCUACAGUCGGCUGCUCGUCAUCCACUUGAUCUUCACCAUCCUUUCCCUCAUCUUCACGCUGUACUCUACAUUCCGUCCUCAAGACCAAGGUGACGUGAAGUCAUGUAUCAACGGCUCGGUGGAUGAGUUCCCCAUCGAGUUUUGUCAGAAAGGAUGGUCGACGGUCACAGUCCUACCUCUGGCGCUAUUUGCGGCGGUCCUCUUUAAUCAACUCUCUAUGUGCAGACGCCAUAGUGAUUGCAAGGAGCUAUUCUGA